AUGACAGCUCGUUCUCUCUCUGUAUAUCUUCGUAUGAUCAUCAACAAUGGAUCUUUCAUACUUACUACUCGAUCUAUAGCUGAAAUGCGAAUUAUAGUUGGAAAUGGUCUCAUUCCUUUCUACUCCGAAAAUUCAAUUGAUAAUGCUAUUGAAACAACCCAAAUGUCAACAGCUGCACUUGGUUGGUAUUGGUCAACAUUGAACGAUGGUCAUCAAUAUUUUGGACAUACUGGUGGACUACCAGGUAUAGCGCAUAUGAUGUUAAUCAAUGAGAAGCAUAGGGUGUAG
Molecule: messenger RNA, 288 nt
Organism: Rotaria sp. Silwood2
Lineage: Eukaryota; Metazoa; Rotifera; Eurotatoria; Philodinida; Philodinidae
Source: the annotation of a GenBank genome assembly